Camelus dromedarius (Arabian camel) is the source of this 492-nucleotide messenger RNA. It is a transcript of the gene RPL39, whose product is annotated as ribosomal protein L39. The transcript has 3 exons. The record is from RefSeq and is a predicted model, not a curated record. Bases 146 to 301 code for a protein of 51 amino acids. Gene Ontology annotation, biological process: translation. Gene Ontology annotation, cellular component: ribosome; cytosolic large ribosomal subunit. Gene Ontology annotation, molecular function: structural constituent of ribosome. Lineage: Eukaryota; Metazoa; Chordata; Mammalia; Artiodactyla; Camelidae.
AGGCCGCCAGGGGGCGAUGGUCGGCGCAUAGCGUCACCUCUCCAAGCCCCGCCUCCAACGGCGCCUUCUAAACACGUCCUUCCGGCGGUUUCUUCCUCUCUUCUCUUCUCCGCCAUCGUAUGUGGGCUUGAGUUUGGUCCUCGCCAUGUCUUCUCACAAGACUUUCAGGAUCAAGCGAUUCCUGGCCAAGAAACAAAAACAGAAUCGUCCCAUUCCCCAAUGGAUUCGAAUGAAAACUGGUAAUAAAAUCAGGUACAACUCCAAGAGAAGACAUUGGAGAAGAACCAAGCUGGGUCUAUAAGGAGCCGCACAUGAGGUGGUGCACAUAUUUAUGCUGUGUCAAGUUCUUCUGCAUCUUACCAUAUCACUCUGAAGAUAGUGCUGUUGCAUGAACAGCUGGAUAUGUUUGGGAAUAUGGAGUUUCUCUUUGUGGCCAUGUCUGUGGUCUGUUGCUUUUGCUCAGUAAUAAAUAUGUGAGACCUUUUGUUGAAA